Messenger RNA from Schistocerca piceifrons (Central American locust), 1025 nucleotides. Its product is annotated as serine protease 1-like. The coding region runs from base 13 to 813 and encodes 266 amino acids. The record is from RefSeq and is a predicted model, not a curated record. NCBI's taxonomy places the organism in Eukaryota, Metazoa, Arthropoda, Insecta, Orthoptera, Acrididae. The transcript is spliced from 6 exons. Gene Ontology annotation, molecular function: serine-type endopeptidase activity. Gene Ontology annotation, biological process: proteolysis.
ACUGCGGCAGCCAUGGCCACGCGCUCCCACUGUGCGCUCGCGGCUGCCCUGCUGGUGGCGAUGGCGGCGACGAGCACACAGUCGCCGCACGGACAGGGGAGUGCGCGCAUCACCGACGGCAAAGCCGCUAGGCUCGGCCAGUUCCCACACCAGGCUCUCGUCCUCGGCGACGGGAGCCACAUAUGCGGCGGGUCGCUCAUCACCAAAACCGCAGUCCUCACCACCGCCUACUGCACCGUCAAUUGGAAGGAGUUUACCAUUCGACUGGGAAGCGUUCGUCGGGAUAGGAACGAGAGCACAUCCUGGAUCGUGGUCGCGAGCUGGGUCGUGGCCCACCCGGACUACGACACGGAGGGCUACUACGGCCACAACGUGGCUGUCAUAUUCCUGCCCCAGAGCGCCCCCCUCAGCAGUUUCAUUGCACUGGUGACGUUACCUUCCUCCAGCGAGGUCAAUGAAACCUUCGUGGGAAGAACUGCCUUGCUCAGCGGUUGGGGAAGACAGUUUGCCGGCAAGCCAUUUUCUGACGUUCUUCUGUUUACUGAGGUGACGGUUAUUCCCAAUUCAGUAUGCGAGCUGCAGUUCGAAGCAGAUACCAUUCUUGAAAGUACGCUGUGUGCCGGAAACAAGCACAGUGGCCUCUGUUCUGGAGAUUGGGGCGGAGCGCUUGUUCUUAAGUCCACAGACGGCUAUAAGCAGAUUGGCAUUGCCAGUUUUUUUCACAAUUGCAAUGAGCCUCUACCUGGUGCCUUCUCCAGGAUGACCUACUACCUCGACUGGAUAAAAAGCACUGCUGACAUCACUACUGACUAAGGAACUAGUAUUCACUGUGACAAGGUUCCGUUAUUUGAUCACAUUUCAUAAGUACCCUAAUUAAAAUUAAAAAAUCGGCACAGAACACUUAACAAUUGGCAAAAAAAUAUGUUCUCAGACAACUGUCAACUGCUAACAUGGCAUAAAUGAUACGAUCAUUGUAGCAGAAACCUUGUACUUACUGUACUUCGGUUGUUUUCCUCUCUGGCUGU